Messenger RNA from Lactuca virosa, 1095 nucleotides. Lineage: Eukaryota; Viridiplantae; Streptophyta; Magnoliopsida; Asterales; Asteraceae. The record is from the annotation of a GenBank genome assembly.
CCGUUGGAUUAAAUUUGGGAAAAUCUCUUGUCUGUUCAAUCGUCGCUUCCAUAAUCAUUUGAGCACAUCGAUGAUGAUGGUGGAUAAUGAUUUGCAGACACAGACACAAUUGCAGUCGGAGUUCCAGUACUGGUUUCCAGUUCUUCGCCGAUUCGGCCCUGACGAUCCCUUCUUUGCUUCUGGAAAUAUUGAACGUGAACUUCUCGCCAAACAGAUCACACUAGAUUUAAGUGAAGAGGAAAAACAAGAGAUUAGAAAUUUUGAAGACAAAGAGGUGUUGUGUCCAAUUGUUGGUUGUGGGGCAACCUUGAAAACAUUGACCGAGUUUGAAGAUCAUUACAAUGCACGCCACACUUCCUCUUGCUCUGUCUGCUCAAGAGUAUACCCCACAUCUCGCCUACUCAGCAUACACGUGUCCGAGGCACAUGAUUCCUUUUUUCAAGCAAAAGCAGCACGAGGUUAUCCCAUGUAUGAAUGCCUUGUUGAAGGGUGUGGUGUAAAGCUGAAAAGCUACAAGUCUCGGCAUCAACAUCUAAUGGACAAGCAUAAGUUUCCUUCGACAUAUGAGUUUUUGAAAAAGUCGCAUCCUUCAAAAAAAGAAAGGGUGAAGAAAUACCAACGUAAACAAAAGCAUGUGGCAGAUGAAUCAAGUGCAAUGCAAGUGGAAGAAGAGACUAUGGAUGGGCUUGUUUUAGGUGUUUCCAAGUUGACUACUUCGGAUUCGUCUCCUUCGGUUGUAAGUUUUGGUCGACGCCAUACACGUGGGUUGACGUUUCUACCUCGAUCUGUUCAACGUGAAACAAAGAAAUGAAGGUUUGUGACUUUUAGGUUUUUUGAAAGAAUAUAUUACGUGUAUGGAUCUUGAGACACUUUUGAAGGUACCUAAAUUGGGGUAGAAUCCAAUUCCAUGAAAAGUUCGAUGGAAUCCAGUCGGUGGUUAUAGUAGUGAAAAUGUGGAUUUUUUUUAUAGAUUGCUUAUAGUGUUUCUUUUGUAGGAUUGUGUUUUAUAUGAUAUGACUAUAUCACGUAUGUUAGGUGAUUGUUACCAAAACAUUGUGCACAUAUUGUUGUUUGAUGAUUUUAGUAUCACUUGUA